Messenger RNA from Dromaius novaehollandiae (emu), 528 nucleotides. RefSeq names its product small nuclear ribonucleoprotein polypeptide G (gene SNRPG). Lineage: Eukaryota; Metazoa; Chordata; Aves; Casuariiformes; Dromaiidae. The record is from RefSeq and is a predicted model, not a curated record. Gene Ontology annotation, biological process: mRNA splicing, via spliceosome; spliceosomal snRNP assembly. Gene Ontology annotation, molecular function: RNA binding. The transcript is spliced from 4 exons. Bases 110 to 340 code for a protein of 76 amino acids. Gene Ontology annotation, cellular component: U4 snRNP; U1 snRNP; catalytic step 2 spliceosome.
GUCACGCGGGCCGGGGGCGUGCGGCGGCGCGCGCCGAGCGGCGGCGCGGUGACGUCAGACGGCGGCGCGAGCGGCAGAGCGGACGGCGGCCCCGCGCUGAGGAGACGCCAUGAGCAAGGCGCAUCCGCCCGAGCUGAAGAAGUUCAUGGACAAGAAGCUGUCACUGAAGUUAAAUGGUGGCCGACACGUCCAGGGGAUAUUGCGAGGGUUCGAUCCCUUCAUGAAUCUAGUCAUAGAUGAGUGCGUGGAGAUGGCACCAGGAGGGCAGCAGAACAACAUAGGGAUGGUGGUAAUACGAGGAAACAGCAUCAUUAUGUUAGAAGCCUUGGAACGAGUAUAGAGACCAGUGAAACCCACUUAGUAACAGUGCGUGCAACGUGUCGGAUGACCCCGGUGCGCGUGCAGCAUGUUGGGCCGGGAUGGGCCCUAACUCUACUAUUUUGUGUGCUCACUUGAAUCUUCUACAAAGCGUACAUUACUUGUGUAAACUUAUUUUUUGUUAAAUAAAUUUUGUAAUGUUUUAAGUAA